UAACGCUUCAGGCAUUAUCACACAUCCCUCACAAUCCUCUAAAAGUCACGUGUCAUGUUCAAAGUUAGCCAUGCCUCCCACGCAUCGAAGCCGCUCAAACUUUACUUUUACUAAUUUCCCUUUUUUUCCUGUGCUUAAAAAUCACAAAAAAACUUUCUGAGACGUUUGGUAAUUAAGGAACUUUAUUAUUCUUAAUUCGAGUUUCUCUUCCAGUUUAAGUGAUGCGUUUUGUGGAAGAGUGAGCGUUACCUAUGGAGGUUUUAGUUCAGAUGGCGGUCAAUAGUAUGAGGUGGAAAGCUCCACUUCAUUUCCUGAAUUGCGAUUUUUUCCCUUUGAUUUCCGAGUGCUCUUAUUUCCUCACAAUCGAUGAAAAAAGGAACCAUUUUACGGGAAAGUUCUUCCGCUGAGAAAAUGGACUCAGCAAUAAUUGCUGGUUUUCUUUGAGACAAUGCCUCGUUGCUGUGGGGCACCUUUAAUUUCCGCUAUGGACAGCACUGAAUCUCCACAAAAUCUCGGCCUGCAGGUCCAGGAUGGUAAUCCUCGGAAUAAAACUGCCUUGGCUCCGGGUCACAGUCUCAUGGACUGGAUUAGAUUAGGAUCUUCUGGAGUUGAUUUAACUGGAGUCGGCGGUGUCUCUCGAAUCGUGUCAAUGGCUGAGUUAGCUGAACAUAAUAAGGAAAAUGACGCCUGGAUAGCGAUAAGAGGAAUUGUAUUUAAUGUUACACGCUACAUGGACUUUCAUCCUGGAGGAAUUGAAGAAUUGAUGAAGGGUGUUGGAAAAGAUGCGACUAAACUUUUCGAGAACGUUCACUCAUGGGUAAAUUAUCAAAGCAUUCUUCAAAAAUGCGUUGUAGGAAAGUUGAGUCGAACCUCUUCCAAUUCUGAAAAUUCGCUUAAUUUGGAAAUGAUUGUUCCUCCAAUAAUCACGCCAGAUCUUCCAAAAAAUCCGAGUGAUAAAGAAUCUGCCUGGAGUUCCAGUUCUGUUCCUAAUGUUAAGCAAAAUUGGAAACAAACUACAAAUACGAUAACCUUUUCGUACCAAGUCGUGGACAAUUUUCCAGCAGCUAAUUUUCAAUUGACAAGAUUAGGCGAUUCAAAAAUUAUUUUGAAAAUUUGUUUUGGAAAUGUGGAAAAAGAUAUUGUCAAGCACGAAUUUCAAUUAGCAGGAGAUGUUAAAUGGCCUCCUCGUUGGGAACGAAAUCACGAUACAAUGGGGGUGGAUUUUAUAUUUAAAAAAAAGAUUGGAUCUUUGUGGAAAUCUUUUGGAACUCGAUCGACGGAGUACGAGACAAAAAACAAAGAGCGAUCGUACAAACAGUACGAAGUCGUUAGCAAUACUUCUCUUUGUAAAGUGGUUCAUCUCAUGGUCCUAAGAGCAAGAGACUAUUUGGAACUUGUUCCCAUUGGUCGACACUUAGAAGUUAAACUGAAUGUCUUAGGAACUGAAGUUUCUAGACUGUAUACACCUGUCCCGCCGUGCCUUCAUCCUGAAAAUAUGGCGCCAAAUUACACGUCCGAUUGUAUAUGUCUCAUGGUGAAACGAUAUCCCUCAGGCGCACUCACUCCGUCCAUGACUAGUUUACAGCCAGGGCAGACAUUGACUUUGAGUUGUGGAUUAGGCACCUUUAUAGUUGAGUCCUUUGACAUAUAUUCCACAAUUCAUAUGCUGGCUGCGGGCACUGGUUUGACUGCAAUGCUCGGCAUCAUUCAAAGAGCCCUUUGCAGACGCAACGUAAUCGCGAUAAACUUGCUUAACUUUAACAAGAAUGAGGAGAACAUUUUCUAUUCCGCAGAGUUGGAAAGGAUUUCUAUAGAGGAAAAAUUGAAAGUAAAUCAUAUUCUACUGCAACCUGAUGAUUCUUGGACUGGUAGACGAGGAGAAAUUUCUAAUGACUUAUUAUCCGAAUUAAUUGGAAAAUCGGUUCCGCAAGCUUGCGUUUUCUCAUGCGGUCCUAAAGGUUUCAUCGAAUCAGCAAAAAAAUUUCUCGAGAAUCUUGGAUGGAAAUCAUCGCAAAUGAAUGCAUUUGAUGACUAGAGUCAAAAACAUGACCAACGACCCAAAGGGACCCAAAAACUUCCCCACUAGAUCCACAAUUAGCGAAUAUAUUUAAAAUAAAAAUUUCGAUUUAGGAUGGUAGAAAAAAUAUCGAAAAAUAUUACAUUUCUAGUAAUAA
Molecule: messenger RNA, 2174 nt
Organism: Belonocnema kinseyi
Lineage: Eukaryota; Metazoa; Arthropoda; Insecta; Hymenoptera; Cynipidae
Product: cytochrome b5 reductase 4
Exons: 11
Coding region: 449-2035 (528 amino acids)
Biological process (GO): superoxide metabolic process; generation of precursor metabolites and energy
Cellular component (GO): endoplasmic reticulum
Molecular function (GO): heme binding; oxidoreductase activity
Source: RefSeq, a predicted model, not a curated record